Molecule: messenger RNA, 2322 nt
Organism: Ixodes scapularis (black-legged tick)
Lineage: Eukaryota; Metazoa; Arthropoda; Arachnida; Ixodida; Ixodidae
Product: KIF-binding protein-like
Exons: 1
Coding region: 119-1891 (590 amino acids)
Source: RefSeq, a predicted model, not a curated record
CACCAGUUUCACUUUCGUGUACGGUUUCGGCGGCGUUACGGAAGGGUUUGGCACUUGGUUCUCACGUCUCGCAAGUGAUUCACUGAUAGUAGGGAUUCCGCAAAGGCAUCAUCCUAAAAUGACGGCCACGGCAGCGUCAGCAGUUUGGGAAUCAAAGUUAAAAGAGAUUCGUAACAAAUACGAGCGUGCUCGGAAACUAAUUGAUAUCGAAAGUAUGCCAGCCUGGUCGACCCCCCGGACGGCGGCGUACCAGCUGUACCGAUCCACUCAAGCUUUGAAAAUACUCAAAGAGCUGCUCGAGGUUAUCGGUCAGAUCGAAACGGACAGCCCCAGCAAGGAGCACGUGCGAGCGCUGAUCAAGCACGACAUCGGGUUCGUCGCCACGGAGACAUCGGAAGCAUCACUGGGACUCGAGUGCUGCGAAGAGUGCCUCAGGAUCAUCGGCGAAGAUAGGUACGAAGAUCCGUCCUUCUGCUCGCUCGCGAUCAGCGCUCUCAAUCGACUCGGGUUUAUAGCCUUGGGGCAGUCGACCGACUACGACGGUCGUGGGUCCGACCCAACCCGAGCUUGCGAGCACCUCAAGCUAGCCGAGAACAUCUACGCCAAAGUGAGCGCGGGAGACCUGACGGGUGUGCGAGGCUUCAGCGACUACUUCCUGCCGGAGGGACAAGCUUGCAGCGAGACCGGCGUCAAGGAUCUCGAGCGCGCGCAUGUGUACACGCUUUACUACAUGGUCCAGGCGUACGAGUUGUUGGGAGAAAAGGAAAAGGCGGCCAUGUACUCUUACAGAACGCUGAAGAAGCAGCUGGCAACGGGCGACGUGGACAGCGUUGACUGGGCCGACGCCGUGGCCAGAUUGUCACAGUUCUUUAUCAUCGGAGGUAACUUUGGAGCGGGCAGACAUCUCUUGGUAUGUGCGAGCUACGUGCUCGGACAGUACGCGACUGAGUUGGACCGUGAUCAGUCGUCCCCCGACCACAAAGAGGUAAAAGAAGAGAUGCUCAAGUGCAUGUCCGCCAACGCGGCACUGUGCUGGGCCAAGUACAGCCUCCUGCUCUUAGUCGCCUCGAGGGAGGAAGCCACUGGCCAGAAGGACCAGGAACAGUCGCCCAGCAACCAGCCCUACCUGCUCAUCGAGUUGCCAGAGAUAACCGCCCUAGAAGCUGCGGUCACGGACAAGCUGGUGGCAAACUUCGAUGGCGCCAAGCCUGUUUUCCUGAUGGGACUGCAAUGGUUGACCGAGGCUAAGGACUACUACACUGUGAAAAGUCACACGAAGGAGUACAUCGAGAUCAUUCAGGCGAUGAGCAAGCUGUACAAGGAGCUGGCAUUUUUCGAGCCGGCAGCCGACCGGCGGUGCAAGAUGCACAAGCGACGCAUUGACAUGCUUGAAGAGGUCUUGAAAGAAGUGAACCCCAAGUUGUACCUCAAUCAAUGCCAUCUCGUCAUGUGCGAGCUCGGACAGACGUACAACGAGAUGAUGGACAUCAAGUUCUCUAGUCUUUCGGCGGCCGUCAAGCCCAACUCUCAUGCGGUCAAGAAGAUCAACUCGCUCAUCGACAAGGCCAUCCAUCACUACACUUCUUUCUUAGACACGCUGAGGGACACGAGCAAUGAGUAUCCGGACAAGUUUGCGGACGUGCUCGCGCGACCAGCAUUGCGGGCACUCUUCUGCGUGGGCACGCUGCACUCCAGGAAGGUGUUCCAGGAUCUCGGGGAACAGAUUGCCAAUCUCGAGAUGACCAAAGAUAGCUACGAGUUUGUGGUGAACUACUGCAAGAAGGCUCCUGAACAUGUGCCACUGGUGAAGGAGGAGCUGGAGGUGAUGACGAAACUCCUGCAGCUCAUUCCGGGAAUGCUGCAGAGCCUGAUGAGCUCAGCUGUGUACUGAUGUGGGACCUUGCUGCUCUGUUCACGCAUGUCACUAGCACCUCACUUGAGAUUGGUGGCAUCUGAAAAAUUGGGCGAGGUUCUGUUCCGAUGUCAUUCUGACUGGCUGACUGGCAUUUUUCAUUGUUUUUUUGUUCCCCCUCGUUUUGCAUAACAAAGUAGCGAAUGCAGCAUUGGUGUUCUGCAAUAGGCUUCUGUCUCUCAGCCACUGUUCUCAGCCAAGAAUGGCGAAGAAAUUGCAGGUGUGGCUUGGACUAGCUUAAAACUUUGUUCUGAAACCAAGCUCUGCACUGAAAAUCCCCUUGCAUAGUAUGAUACUUAAUUGGCUUUAUUUGAUUCAGCCAGUUGAGAAAGAGAUUACAACAAUAUCAAUUCUAGAUUAAAUCCACAUUUUUUCCUAGUGCCAAAUAAAUAUGCUGCAUUGCCAGAUGA